GACACACAUCGUCAUUGUGCUUCAAUGGUAACAUCUGUUCAGAUAGAGGGCAAAAUACAGCAAAAACCAGAAGGCAGCUGUGAUGAUUUUGUGACUUGUGCCGUGACUUCUUCCGGUAACUUUCUUCACCACACAAUUACCAACAUGGCGUCCAUGGGCGGUGGUGGAAUACCGUGUAUUGACAUAACAUUAAAGAAGAUUCCCGGAGCUGGUCUUGGGCUAAGUAUAGCCGGAGGAAUCGAUCAGGAUAAAUCCAAGAACCCUUUCGUACCAGGAGAUGCGGGUAUUUUUGUAAGUGUCGUGAAACCAGGCAGUCCUGCUGAACUCUCAGGAUUAGCUAUUGGAGACAAAAUACUGGAGGUGAAUGGCCUAGACUUGACCAUGUCCACUCACAGUCACGCUAUCAAACUCCUCACAAAGGAGAAAUACACCACACUCAAGAUAAAGAUUCAUCGCAGAGGAAUCUAGCAACAACUCAGAGAGGACCUGUUUACAAGUCAAUUCUUCCGCUAACAAAGCAGGAUUUAUGUACAACUGGUAAGCAUGAGUGUUGAGCUGGCAGCCUGCGACAAGAAUUGUGUUCGCUCUUGAGAAAUAGAUUCAAUUUAUGGUAGGAUUCUCUCAGAUUUAGCAGCGGUUUUUUUAUUGUGCUUGGGGGGAAAACUUAUCAGUACUAUUUAUUUUUCCUGCCAAAAUGAAAAUGUUGGCGAAACAACAGACGUUUUGUUUCAUUCCAAAGAUUUCUCAUGGCUUGCCUUAUUUUGUUGAAGUGAAUAUUUAUGCUUAGUAGCGGACUGUCACUUAGUGAGUGUAGAGAGCAGAAAAGGCGUGCAGAAAAGAUUCCUAGAUGAGUGUGCGUUCUGAAAUAAAUAUGGUGUAACAUUGUCAUUAAAUUAAGAUAAAUAAUCCACAGGCUUGUACGCCUUGUUUUUGAAAGGGCAAGGGCACCAAGGCAUUUUCUCCCUGGUAAAGGGCACUCUAUGAAGAAAUUGUAAAUUU
Messenger RNA from Asterias rubens (European starfish), 999 nucleotides. Its product is annotated as tax1-binding protein 3-like. Gene Ontology annotation, molecular function: protein binding. NCBI's taxonomy places the organism in Eukaryota, Metazoa, Echinodermata, Asteroidea, Forcipulatida, Asteriidae. The record is from RefSeq and is a predicted model, not a curated record. The transcript is spliced from 5 exons. Bases 25 to 468 code for a protein of 147 amino acids.